AACAACAGCAAAGCAAAUUGCUGUGAAUUGUUGAGGAUCAUUGAGAUCUGCUAAAAGAGAUUGUGGCCAUGGCUGGUGACUCGGAGAACAAGAGGGGAUAUCGAACCAUCUUUCGCAGCAUUUCGCAGGUUUUUACCUCGAAUAGCAAACACACUCACACACAAAACAACAACCACCACACCAGCAACAACAACAUCAACAAUAACAACAACAAUAGCAACAACAUUAACAACAACAAAAGCGUAUCUGGCAUGGCCACUUUGAGUGUGAAACUGCCACAGCCACAGCCACCAGAUGCCAACUGUGCCGAGUGCCAGGAUGCCAGAAAAAUGUUCAAUGUGAUCGAGGCGAAGAAGCGAGCCAGUUCCAUGUACGAUCUGAAUGCUCCAACAAAUAUAUAUAACCGUCCCACGAGCUGUGUGAUUAAAGUACGUCGACCGGCGCCUCAAGUGCCGCUGCGUAAUCCAACCACAUCUCUGACUAAGCCUACAAACAACAAUAACAACAACGAUGACAUGGGCGAUGUGAAAGGGGAUAAACACAAGGAGAAGAUGGCGCUGCUGGCAGAGGAGGAGGAGGAGGAGGAGCAACAGGAGCAACAGGAGGAGGAGGAGGAGGAGGAGGAAUCCAUUUAUCAAACCAUUUGGCAGUUUAAAACUGUGGAGCCAGUGCCCGACAAUAAUAACGAAGAAGACUUUGAUAUCAUCACAGCGAACGAAGCGGGCAGCGAUGAUGACGCAGAUGCAGACGCAGACGCAGACGCAGACGCAUACGCAGACGUUGACAUCGACAUCGAUGUUGACGAUGUUGACGAUGUUGACGAUGUCGACGAUGUUGACGAUGUUGACGAUGCUGAGGCAGAGGCGGAGGCAGAAGCGUUAACAUUGCAGGCGGCCGCAGCAUUCGCAGCUGGCGCACGUCACAAGCUGCUGACUAAGCUGACGUCGACGGCGACGGCGACGCCAACAGCAACGCCGCUGCCAUCGCCGACAGCAUCAAUGGAUCAGGGUGCCUGGGAGACGGACGAUGAGUUCAUGUUUCAUGCCAAAAUUGCCGACGAGCAGCAGACGACGCUUAGCGUCGGCAGCACGGUGACCAACAGCACAGCGACGCUCGGCUCGAUUAGCAGCAGCGCCGGCAGCAGCAGCAUCGACAGCAGCGAGCCAACGUCGACGGCAUCGCUGCUGCUGACGCAUCCUCUGCUGCGCAACAUUUGCAUUCUUUACAGCCUGAAGGAGCCACAGAAAUACAGCGCCAUCUUCUAUGACUAUCAGCGUGCCCAGUUCCAUCAGCGUUUUAUGACGCGCAUACGACGACCAGCGCCACCGCCACCGCCACCGCCGCAGCCGCAGGCGACGUCAACGUUAGCAGCGACUGCAAGCAGAAUAACAGUUAUGUCGCCCAGCAACGAUGACAGCGGCUGCAGCUGCGAAGCGGACAGCGAGGAUGCAAUGCCCGAUUCGACGCUGCACAUUCCACAGCCGCUGAAGGAGGAUUGGGCGCUGGCUGUGCUCGCUGCCGCUGCGAGCAGCAAGCGUGGCGUCGCUGCCCGAGCCGGCCGCAAGCUGCGCGUCCGUUCCAGCGGCCGUCUGCUAAUGCCCAAUUCGGUGCUGGCAUGGCGUGAACAGCUCCAAGGUGUCAACUAUUGUGAGGAUGAGGAAGAUAUGAUUGUGCCAGUGACUGAUAUCCUGCGUGCCAAGCAAAUCCAGGAGGACAAUGAGGUGCAGCAGACGCAACAGACGACGAUACUGCAGCGCUACAAGAGCGUCUCCAGUGGCAAUCUGACCGAUCUGCCCGGCGAGGAUGAAAAGAAGUCGAUGAGUUAUCGCAUGCGCAUAAAAUUUGCAGUGAACAACAAUGUAUUUAGACUCAAUCGAUCGCCGAAGAGCGAAAAGAAGUCGCGCAAUCGUCGCAGCCAGGUGAACAGCCUCUGCCUGGAUGAGCAAUCGAAGUAUCCGCUGUUUGGUGCCCGUCUCAAUGUGCUCGAGCUGAACAUGUCGGAUCAUCCGUAUGUGCCGCGUUUCGUUGUCGAUGCCUGCGCCCAGAUCGAGAAGCCCGAUCACAUCGAACAGGAUGGCAUCUAUCGGGCCAGUGGCAACAAGCUGCACGUCGAUGAGCUCAAGCGGAAGCUAACCCAUCUCUACGAGCCGCGCUGGCUGCAAACGGACGACAUCCACACGUUGACCAGCCUGCAUAAACAAUUCUUUCGUGAGCUGCCCGAUCCGCUGAUUACCCAUGAGGCGUACGAGCGUCUGGGACGAUCCCUCACCGAUGAUGCGGCCAUCGAACGGAUGCGUUUGGCCUUUGAUGAGAUGCCCGAACCGAAUCGUUCCACGCUCCGCUUCCUCAUCAAGCAUUUGACCAACGUUGCAGCUGCGAGCAGCUUAAACCGGAUGCCAGCAUCCAAUUUGGCAAUUGUUUGGGGUCCCUGUUUGCUGGCUGCGAACGACAUCAAUUUCGAUAUUGGGCGCAUGAAUAUGCUCGCCAAGGUGCUAAUUGAGAACUAUGAGCUCAUUUUUCGGCCCACAAAUGAGCGACUUGUCUGCUAAUCAACAUACAACAAACAACCAACAAACAACAACAACAACAAUAGCAAGUGCAACAACCACAACAACCACAAAGGGAAAACAUCACACAAAUUGUGCGUCGCCUUGGAAUGGCGCUACUAUUUAAUAUUUAAAACAUUUCAUACAUACAUUUAUUAUAAUUAUAAUUACAAUUAGAAUUUGUUUUUUUUUUUUCUUCUUAACUGUCGUGUAUGCUUUAAACCCGCUUCCUCUUCUUCUUUUUUUUUUUGUUGUGUGUGCUAAUAUUAUUAUUUAUUUAUUGUUAAAAAAGCAAAAAAAAAAAAAAAACAAACAAA
Molecule: messenger RNA, 2863 nt
Organism: Drosophila grimshawi
Lineage: Eukaryota; Metazoa; Arthropoda; Insecta; Diptera; Drosophilidae
Gene: RhoGAP18B
Product: ras guanine nucleotide exchange factor glfB
Exons: 6
Coding region: 69-2549 (826 amino acids)
Biological process (GO): signal transduction; regulation of GTPase activity
Cellular component (GO): cytoplasm
Source: RefSeq, a predicted model, not a curated record